Messenger RNA from Capsella rubella, 5658 nucleotides. RefSeq names its product protein Brevis radix-like 3. Lineage: Eukaryota; Viridiplantae; Streptophyta; Magnoliopsida; Brassicales; Brassicaceae. The record is from RefSeq and is a predicted model, not a curated record. The transcript has 10 exons. Bases 4319 to 5359 code for a protein of 346 amino acids.
UUCUUUUUUCUUUUUUCAUUCUUUUUCCAAAUUUUUCUCUCUUCUGGGUUUUUCGAGUGAAGAAGAAUGCUUCGAAGACUCGUGAAGGAGAUUCAUGUUAAGUAAUCUUAAAGAUUGGGUUUCUGAUUUUGGUCACGGAACUAGUUCAAUCGCAUGGGUUUUCUUCUCCGUCAUGGUGGUUUGAUCUAGGGGUUAUGUUCGGUUUGGUUUGCUUCAACACGGUACAGUAGAAUGGGUUUCUUCUCUGUCAUGGUGAUUUGGUUUUGUUUCAUCCUCUAAUCCUCUCUUCGUGUUUUUAGGGUUUUUGGAUUUACUAAUUGUUCUUGUGUUGUACAGAUGUAGGGGUUUUGUUUUGUUUGGUUUGAUUCAGCAUGAAACUGGUACAAUCGAAUGGUUAUGUUGAUUUGAUUUGGUUUCUUCCUCUGAUUCUCUCUUCGUGUUUAUAUUUUUUAGGGUUACGAAUUCACUAAUCGUUAUUGUGUUGUACAGAUCUAGGUUUUUUUUUUUGUUUGGUUUGAUUUGGCAUGAUACUAUUAAAAUCCGUUAAGGUAUCUCUCUGUCUUAACCCGUUUUGUUGUGUUUUAGUUUUUGUGCGUUUUCAGGUUUUUGAAGAUUGAAAUCGAACGAGUUCAAUUGAUCAGUUCACGGUUGGGUUAUGUUUUUGUCUAACCCUUGAAGCUUGUCUCCGCUUCGUCGAGGUAUUUCUCUGUCUUAACUUCUUUUUCUUUUUUGUGUUUUGUUUCUGUGCGUUUCCUAAGUUUUUGAGGAUUGAAAUAGAAUUGGUACAAUUAACAUUUAACUUCUGAUCAUAUUUAAUGUUUUUGUUUGAUUUAAGCAAUCAAGAUUGUUUUUGUUUUUGGUUUUGGUUUUGUUUUCUUGAUCCAACAUUAAAAACCUUAUUCACUUUGUUAAGAUCCCAGAUCUGUUUUUGGUUUUGGUUACUUGAUCUGCGGAUUUUUAGUUUUGGAGCUUUUAAGUUUUGAUGUUUUUGUUUUUGUUUUUGUUUUCUUCCAAAACCCAAAAAAGAUAAAGGGCAAACACUAAUCUAAUAGCGUUCUGUCAGAUUCUAUUUUGGGGACAUUGUCCCGAGAAAAAUUGUGAAUUGUUGGCUUGGUAGUGCAUGCAUGUUGGGAAUUGGAAAUAAGGUUGCGAUUUGUUGGAUGAUCCUAUGGCUUUUUAAGUCUUGAAAGAAAAGACAUUGGUAGGGAACUGUUGGCUUGGUAGUGCAUGCUUGUUGGCAAAAAUUAUAAGAUAAGAGUCAAAUGACUUUGAAUGGGAAUGAGCUAAGAAAAAAACAUCCAAGAACCAAAGUGUUCUAACAGUUUGGUACCCUCGGCUUGUAAAAACAUAAUGGGAAAGAACCUUAAGACAUUAAGAUAAAAGACAUUGAAAGGGACCUGUUGGUUUGGUAGUGCAUGCAUGUUGGAAAAAACUAUAAGAUAAAGAAUCAAAUGACUUUGAAUGGGAAUGAGCUAAGAAAAAAACCAUACAAGAACCAAAGUGUUCUAACAGUUUGGUACCCUAGGCUUGUAAAAACAUAAUGGGAAAGAACCUUAAGACAUUAAGAUAAAAGACAUUGAAAGGGACCUGUUGGCUUGGUAGUGCAUGCAUGUUGGAGAAAACUAUAAGAUAAAGAGUCAAAUGACUUUGAAUGGGAAUGAGCUAAGACAAAACACAUGUACAAGAACUAAAGUGUUCCAACAUGUUGGUAGCCUCGGCUUGCAAAAUCAUCAUGGGAAAGAGCCUUAAGACAUUAAGACAAAAGACAUUGAAAGGAAACUAAUGGUUUGGUAGUGCAUGCAUGGGUGGGAAAAGUUAUAAGAUAAAGGGUCAAAAUGACUUUGAAUGGGAAUGACCUUAAGACAAAAGACAUGUACAAGAACUAAAGUGUUCUAACAUGUUGGUAUCCUCGGCUUGCAAAAUCAUCAUGGGAAAGAGCCUUAAGACAUUAAGACAAGACAUUGAAAGGAAACUAAUGGUUUGGUAGUGCAUGCAUGGGUGGGAAAAGUUAUAAGAUAAAGGGUCAAAAUGACUUUGAAUGGGAAUGCCCUUAAGACAAAAGACAUGUACAAGAACUGAAGUGUUCUUACAUUUUACUUGGAAAAUCAUAAUGGGAAAGAACCUUAAGACAAAAGACAAAAGACAUUGGAAGGGAACUGUUGGCUUGGUAGUGCACGCAUUUUGGAAAAACUAUAAGAUUAAGAGUCAAAUGACUAUGAAUGGGAAUGAGCUAAGACAAAAAAAAACAUACAAGAACCAAAGUGUUCUAACAGUUUGGUACCCUCGGCUUGCAAAAUCAUCAUGGGAAAGAGCCUUAAGACAUUAAGACAAAAGACAUUGAAAGGAAACUGUUGGCUUGGUAGUGCAUGCAUGUUGGGAAUUAGAAAUGAGGUUGCGAUUUGUUGGAUGAUUCGGCUUUAUAAGUCUUAAGGGAAAAGACAUUGAAAGGAAACUAUUGGUUUGGUAGUGCAUGCUUGUUGGGAAAAUUUAUAACAUAAAGAGUCAAAUGACUUAGAAUGGGAGCUAAGAGAAAAGACAUACAAGAACCAAUGUGUUCUAACAGUUUGGUACCCUCGGCUUGGAAAAUCAUAAUGGCAAAGAGCCUUAAAACAUAAAGACAAAAGACAUUGGAAGGGAAUUGUUUGCUUGGUAGUGCAUGAGUGGGUGGGAAAAAUUAUAAGAUAAAGAGUCAAAUGACUUAGAAUGGGAAUGAGCUAAGACGAAAGACAUGUACAAGAACUAAAGGGUUCUAACAUUUUGGUACCCUCAGCUUGGAAAUCAUUAUGGGAAUAAUCCUUAAAGACAAAAGAGAUAUGACAUUGGAAGGGAAUUGUUGGCUUGGUAGUGCAUGCAUGUUGGGAAAAGUUACAAGAUUAAGAGUCAAAUGACUUUGAAUGAGAAUGAGCCUUAAGACAAAAGACUUAAAAGAACCAAAGGUUCUCAAAAAGGGGGUUAGAAAAGGUAAAAGACUUUGGAUAGGUAGUGCAUGCAAAUUAGAGUAAAUAAAAUGAGUUAUAAUUGGUUGGAUGGUAAAAACGACCAGCAGAGUAAGAAGACUUAAAACCAGACAAAGGAGCAAAAGACUUUGGAAGGGAAUGAACUUUAAGAAAAAGAGGGAAUAGAACUAAAGAUUUCUCAAAGAGGGGCUUAGAAGAAUCAUAAGACAAAAGGGAAAAGAUUUUGGAUGGGUAGUGCAUGCAAAGUAAAGUAAAGAAGAACAGUUGCGAUUUGUUGGAUGGUAAAAACGACUAACAGAGUAAAAAAGUCUCAGAACAAGACAAAGGAGUCAAAAGACUUUGGAAGGGAAUGAACUUUAAGGCAAAGAGGGAAUAUAACCAAAUAGUUCUCAAAGAGGGGCUUAGAAGAAUCAUACGAUAAAAGGGAAAAGACUUUAGAUGGGUAGUACAUGCAGAGUAAAGUAAAGAUGAACAGUUGCGAUUUGUUGGAUGGUAAAAACGACCAGCAGAGUAAAGAAUGCUCAAAACGAGACAAAUGAGUCAAAAAACUUUGGAAGGGAAUGAACUUUAAGAGAGAGAGAGGGAAUAGAACCAAAGAGUUCUCAAAGAGGGGCUUAGCUUGAAGGUAAAAGACUUUGGAGAAGUAGUGCAUGCAAAGGAGAGUAAAGAAGAUCAGUUGUAAUUUGUUGGAUGGUAAAAACGACCAGCAGUGUAAAGAAGUCAGUUGCGAUUUGUUGGAUGCUAAAAAUGACCAGCAGAGUAAAGAAGUCUCAAAACCAGACAAAGGAGUAAAAAGACUUUGGAAGGGAAUGAACUUUAAGACAAAGAGGGAAUAUAACCAAAGAGUUCUCAAAGAGGGGGUUAGAAAAUCAUAAGGUUAAAGGUAAAAGACUUUGGAUGGGUAGUGCAUGCAAAGUAAAGUAAAGAAGAUCAGUUGCGAUAUGUUGGAUGUUAAAAACGACCAGCAAGGUAUAUGGAUAUGUUAAGACUUUGAGUUGAGUUCAAGUAGCAAACUUCUUUGACAGAUUCUGCUUCUUCUUCAGCUUUGUGUUUCUACAGUGACUGUGAGAGAGAAAGUUCCAUACUUGACACUGUAUUAUCUCCCACACACACUCCCCUCGUUCUCUCUGUCGCUUUGCAACCAUACGAAGAAGAGAGAGAGAGACAGGGAGAGAGAUAAAGAGAGCGUUCAAUGCGAAUUUAUGGGUUUGAUUUACAGAUCUGUGUGUCUUAAUCUGUCUCUGGCGUAACGGUCAUAUUUAACCGAUUUCAAUUCGAGCUCUUCAAAUCGCUGCGUUUCUGUUAUCUCGGACCUCUUCCAAAGUCGCAAGUGGUUCGUCUAGUGUGAGAGACAGGGAGAGAUGCUGACGUGUAUAGCGUGCACGAAGCAGCUUAACACCAACAACAAUGGCGGAUCUACUCAACAAGAAGAUGAUGAAGAUGGUGUUAUUGGGACACCUAGGACUAAGCAGGCGAUUAAAUCACUGACGUCACAGCUAAAAGACAUGGCAGUAAAGGCUUCAGGUGCUUACAAAAACUGCAAACCUUGUUCUGGGACAUCAAACCGGAAUCAAAACCGAAACUAUGCUGAUUCAGAUGCUGCUUCUGAUUCUGGAAGAUUCCAUUAUGCAUACCAGAGAGCUGGGACUGCUAGCUCAACUCCAAAGAUUUGGGGGAAGGACAUGGACUCCAGGUUGAAAGGGCUUUCUAGUGAAGAAGGUACUCCUACGUCAAUGAGUGGCAGAACAGAAUCCAUAGUGUUCAUGGAGGAGGACGAGGCCAAGGAAUGGGUUGCGCAAGUGGAGCCUGGUGUUCUCAUCACAUUCGUGUCAUUGCCUCAGGGAGGGAAUGAUCUAAAGAGAAUUCGGUUCAGUCGUGAGAUGUUCAAUAAAUGGCAAGCUCAAAGAUGGUGGGCAGAGAACUUCGAGAAGGUUAUGGAGUUAUACAAUGUGCAGCAGUUCAAUCAGCAGAGUGUGCCGCUUCCAACUCCUCCUGUAUCUGAAGAUGGGGGCUCGCAGAUCCAGUCCGCAAAGGACAGUCCUGUAACUCCCCCCCUGGACAGAGAGCGACCACGCAGCAAUAUUCCAGGCUCUUCUGGUAUUGAGUCAACACCAAAGCUCUCUAGCAUCAGUGGAACCAAGACGGAAACAUCAUCUAUUGAUGGUUCUGCUAGAAGUAGCUCAGUAGAUCGAUCCGAGGAGGUAUCAGUGAGUAAUGCAAGCGACAUGGAAAGUGAAUGGGUAGAACAAGAUGAGCCUGGUAUCUACAUUACUAUCAGAGCUUUACCAGAUGGUAAUCGCGAGCUUAGACGCGUUCGAUUCAGCCGAGACAAGUUUGGGGAAACACAUGCGAGGUUAUGGUGGGAACAGAACAGAGCUCGGAUACAACAGCAAUACUUGUGACUUGAUAGGAUUUACUAAGUUGAGCAGCUACAACACAAAGAACAACAACAAAAGACUUUAUUAACAAAACACUUUUUUUUCUUUAUAGUUAACUUCUAGCUCUAUUAAACAAAGACUUUCUAGUUUCUCUUCUCAAAAAUCAUGCUUUUGUACUGUUAGAUAUUAUUUAUUUUUAGAGACCUAAAUUCUAUAGGAACAAGAAUUGUCUCUCAGUAAGUUUGUUUUGUUUCUUAUAUAGUACAAAGUAAGAAAUUAUCAUUUUCAUUAGAGCAAAGGUGAUUUAUUAAGACGGAAAUGUA